AUUUCCGUUUUAAUUGCCGAGGAGCUUGAUUGUAUUUUUCUUCUGUGGAAUAGAGUUGGAAAAAAGUGAUAACGUUAUUAAAGUGAAGUUAAUAAUUUGUGGAUUGAUCUAACAGGCCUAAGAAAAGAAUAAUACGAAACACACCCAGACAAUUAUGGUCGGUUCAAGAGUUUACGUCGGUGGAUUGCCGUAUGGAGUUCGUGAAAGAGAUUUGGAGCGGUUUUUUAAAGGUUAUGGACGAACGCGAGAUAUAUUGUUAAAAAAUGGAUAUGGCUUCGUGGAAUUCGAAGAUUACAGAGAUGCGGAUGAUGCAGUGUAUGAGUUAAAUGGGAAAGAAUUGUUAGGAGAAAGAGUUGUUGUCGAACCUGCAAGAGGUACAGCUCGUGGUGGUCAUAGAGACCGGUAUGACGAUCGAUAUGGUGGGCGCCGCGGUGGUGGUGGUCGUUAUAAUGACAAAAACAAAAAUUCCAGAUCAUCCUCUCGUUAUGGACCGCCGCUACGAACAGAGUACCGUCUAAUUGUGGAAAAUUUAUCGAGCCGCGUUAGUUGGCAGGAUCUGAAAGAUUACAUGCGACAAGCAGGAGAAGUUACUUAUGCUGAUGCACAUAAACAACGCCGCAAUGAAGGCGUUGUGGAGUUUGCCUCAUUGUCGGACAUGAAGACUGCUAUUGAAAAACUGGAUGAUACAGAGUUGAAUGGCCGUCGUAUAACUUUAGUUGAAGAUCGUCGCGGAGGUCGUGGUGGUGGAGGACGUGGAAGGUCUCGUUCUUCGAGUUCACGUUCACGAUCCCGUUCUCGCAGACGUUCACGCUCCAGGUCCCGCCGUUCAUCAAGGUCGCGCUCCAAAUCUCGUAGUCGCUCCAAAUCACGUGGUGCCCGAUCAAAGUCAAAGUCACCAGUGAAAUCACGUUCGAGAUCUCGUUCUAACAAAUCUCGUGAAAUAUCCAAGUCUAAAUCUAAAUCGAGGUCCCGCUCACAUUCGCGCUCUCCUAAGCGUGAUUCCCGUUCACGUUCUAGGUCAGUGUCGAAGCGUGAAUCUCGUUCUCGCUCUCGAUCUAAAUCACGACGAGAUUCCAGAUCACGCGACCGCUCCGCCUCGCCAGACAACAAAUCGCGUUCCCGUUCGCGGUCUGUGUCACCGAAAAAUGGAAAUGCCUCACCUGACAGAAAUGAGAGUAUGGACGAUUAGACAUACUAUUAACAUUUUCAACCAUACACUACUAUUAUUACUACCACUUAAUCCGACAGCCUCCCCAAAAUUUUUACUAAACUUUUCAGCUAUGAAUAUUUAACGUUUAUGUAUGAAAUUAUGUAUAUGUAGUUUGCCACAUAAAAAUAAAAUAAAUAGUAAUUAUAAUUUAUAA
Molecule: messenger RNA, 1364 nt
Organism: Bactrocera tryoni
Lineage: Eukaryota; Metazoa; Arthropoda; Insecta; Diptera; Tephritidae
Gene: B52
Product: serine-arginine protein 55
Exons: 9
Coding region: 155-1189 (344 amino acids)
Biological process (GO): alternative mRNA splicing, via spliceosome; mRNA splice site recognition
Cellular component (GO): ribonucleoprotein complex; cytoplasm; nucleus
Molecular function (GO): mRNA binding
Source: RefSeq, a predicted model, not a curated record